UGGCUCACAAGGAGUGGGUUCACUAUUUUUAUUGUUAGAAAAAACUACAGUGUGGAGUUUUCAAGCUCAAGUGCAUUGAGAAGCCAAAUCCAAAUGUCUGGAGCUCAGCUGUAACAGAGACAAGAAUGGCUUCAACAUUGCAGUCGUUAUCACACCUGAUGGGCCAGUGGAUGGAUGUACAAGGAAUCAUGAUAUUUCUGUUUGUGCUGCUGUUGGUGAAACACCUGUGUGAUAUUUGUUCAAAGAUGCCAAAAAUGCCACCUGGCCCUUUCCCUCUGCCUAUCAUUGGCAAUUUUAUAAAUUUAGGCUUUAGAGAUCUACUGGGCUCCUUUCAAAGGAUUGCUGAGAAGAAUGGAGACGUAAGCACAAUUUACCUUGGAAGCAAACCCUGUAUACUGCUCACUGGAUACAAGAGUUUCAAAGAGGCGUUUGUGGAGCAGGCGGACAUCUUCACUGACCGACCGUAUUUUCCUGUAAAUGACAGGAUCUGUAAAGGGAAAGGUCUAUUUAUGUCCAAUGGGCACAUAUGGCAUCAACAGAGGCGUUUUGCUCUGACAACACUCAAGUAUUUCAGUUUGGGGAAGAAAACUUUAGAAAACUCCAUCUUGCAAGAGUGUCGCUUUCUCUGCGAUUCUGUACAGACUGAACAAGGUCUGCCCUUCAAUCCUCACCGUCUUUUGACCAAUGCAGUGGCUAAUAUAAUCUGCGGCUUGGUGUUUGGCCACAGGUUUGAGUAUGAUGAUCAUCAAUUUCAUCUGAUGCAGAAGUAUUUGGAUGAUGUCUUACAGCUUCCUGUCUCUAUCUGGGGUCUGUUAUAUGACCAGUUUCCCACCCUUAUGUCCUUGGUACCAGGAAAACAUCAGACAGCAUUUGCCAGCAUCUCUAAACUUCAUCCCUUCAUGCAGGAGGAAAUAGACAAACACAAGGAGGAGAGAGACCCAUCCAAUCCCAGAGACUACAUUGACUGCUAUCUGGAUGAAAUUGAGAAGUGUAAGGACAGUUCAGCCGAGUUCACAGAGGAAAACCUGAUAUACUGUGUGGUAGAUCUAUUUGGAGCAGGCACAGAAACCACCUCUAAUACACUCAGAUGGGCAUUACUCUACAUGGCCAAGUAUCCAGAAGUACAAGAGAGAGUCCAGUCUGAGAUUGAUCAGGUGAUUGGACAGACACGACAACCAUCCUUGGAAGACAGGAUGCACAUGCCGUACACCUAUGCUGUGAUCCACGAGAUUCAGAGGUUUGCAAACAUUGUUCCCUUUACGCCUCCAAGAGUGGCCAACAAGGACACCACAGUGGCAGGAUGUCCCAUUCCAAAGGGCGUAAUGGUGAUGCCAAUGCUAAAGCCAAUCCUACAGGACAAAAAUGAGUACAGCACUCCACAUGAAUUCAACCCUGCACACUUUCUGGAUGAAAAUGGCAAAUUUUUUAAAAAGGAUAAUUUCAUCCCUUUUUCAAUAGGUAAGAGGAUGUGUCCAGGUGAGCAGCUCGCUCGUAUGGAGCUCUUCCUCUUCUUCACCUCUCUGAUGCAGCGUUUUACCUUCCUGCCACCUGAGGGACAGACACUGAGUCUGAAAGCAACUCUUAGUGUCUCCUUUGGUCCUGAACCCUUCCAGAUAUGUGCUGUGCCUCGAUUGUAGAAUGUUUGUAACCUUACACCGUGGAAUCAGCUUACUUGUAACUGUAAUGCUACUCCUAAACCUGGUUUCAUCACUAGAUGGUGCCAGUGUUUGUUAUACAUGGUAGUGGCAGCUACAGCUCAAUUUUGACUGAUAUUCUCAAUAAAGACAAUGUUUCUACAAUAAGUAUAUGUACCCUAUUUAAAGUUGCCCUUCUCCAUUUAAUCAUUAAAAGGCAACACAACUCAAUGUUUCCACUAGG
Molecule: messenger RNA, 1878 nt
Organism: Myxocyprinus asiaticus (Chinese sucker)
Lineage: Eukaryota; Metazoa; Chordata; Actinopteri; Cypriniformes; Catostomidae
Product: cytochrome P450 2J4-like
Exons: 10
Coding region: 126-1637 (503 amino acids)
Biological process (GO): xenobiotic metabolic process
Cellular component (GO): intracellular membrane-bounded organelle; cytoplasm
Molecular function (GO): heme binding; iron ion binding; oxidoreductase activity, acting on paired donors, with incorporation or reduction of molecular oxygen, reduced flavin or flavoprotein as one donor, and incorporation of one atom of oxygen
Source: RefSeq, a predicted model, not a curated record